CAGUAUCCCCGCUAAAGAGGUCGUGAGUUAGUUAUACAGAAACUGGCAUUGUCUUCAUUCAUAAUUGUUGAAACUGGAAGAUCAACUGCAACUUUCUAAAGAGUAACAAGUACACAUCCAACAUAACUAAACUUUGAUCUGUCUCUGCGUCAUUUGAUUCAUUUCAACUUUGUUAUUGGUUCGGUGGUGUUGCGUAUUCUACUGUGCUUGUCGCGACUUUGUCGGUGCAAUUGGAAAAGAUGUCUCUGGUGGAAAGUGGAAGUGGAAACUCGGCAGAGGCGGAGACGCAAACCCAGAUGAAUUUUGUCCGCGUUCAGAACAUCACGGGGAAAGACAGCGAAAUAUCUGUGCCGGUUGAUCCCGCGAGGAUUAAAACCGUGGGCGACUUGUGCAGUUGGGACAUUGUCCGCGGGUUUUUUCGCGAGGACCAGCUCCUGCCGCCGACGAGUCGACUACAGUGGCUGAAGGUCGUGGAGCAAAGCAGCGAUGUUGAGGAGGAGGAAGCAACACUCGAUGACACUGAGCCUGAGG
Messenger RNA from Amoebophrya sp. A120, 531 nucleotides. The record is from the annotation of a GenBank genome assembly. Lineage: Eukaryota; Dinophyceae; Syndiniales; Amoebophryaceae.